Messenger RNA from Eubalaena glacialis (North Atlantic right whale), 726 nucleotides. It is a transcript of the gene FCER1G, whose product is annotated as Fc epsilon receptor Ig. Gene Ontology annotation, biological process: antigen processing and presentation of exogenous peptide antigen via MHC class I; neutrophil chemotaxis; regulation of platelet activation. The record is from RefSeq and is a predicted model, not a curated record. NCBI's taxonomy places the organism in Eukaryota, Metazoa, Chordata, Mammalia, Artiodactyla, Balaenidae. Gene Ontology annotation, molecular function: IgG binding; IgE receptor activity. The coding region runs from base 164 to 424 and encodes 86 amino acids. Gene Ontology annotation, cellular component: Fc-epsilon receptor I complex; external side of plasma membrane; membrane. The transcript has 5 exons.
CCGCCCGGUCUCUAGUGCAGGAAGGGGAAGGGGCCAGAGCUCAGAGGAAGGCGUGGCAGGAAGGGGGCAACUCUGUGGUCAGGGAGCCGCUCGCAGAGCACAGCUGCACAGUGCCAUCGGAGCGUCCGAUCCCCAGCUCACGGCCCCUCAGCCCCUGCCCAAGAUGUUUCCAGCAGUGGUCUUGCUCUUACUCCUUUUGGUUGAACAAGCAGCGGCCCUGGGAGAGCCUCAGCUCUGCUAUAUCCUGGAUGCGAUCCUGUUUCUAUAUGGUAUUAUCCUCACCCUGCUCUACUGUCGACUCAAGCUGCAGGUGCGAAAGGCAGCUACAGCCAGCCAUGAGAAAUCAGAUGGCAUUUACACGGGCCUGAGCACCCGGAACCAGGAGACUUAUGAGACCCUGAAGCAUGAGAAACCGCCACAAUAACUUUAGAACAGAUGCCCUUGGUCACUUCCUUCUUCCACUCUCCUCCCAGCCCUCGUAGCUGGCAUCACAUAUGCCUCCCCGCCGUUAAUGCCAGCUGACCCUAUCCCUGUAAUGACGCUAUGCCCCCCAUUAAUAGACACCAGUGGUUCCUCCUCCCUGUCAAAGGCCUCAGAUGCUCUUCAUUAAUGUUUAUAUUCUAGUCUCACCUCUUUAUGCCACCCUUCUCCUCUUCCCCAUCCCCAACUCCCACUAAACGAUGGGAAGGGAAGGGACUAACAUCAAUAAAGCUACCACAGACUGGA